Messenger RNA from Babesia bovis T2Bo, 1043 nucleotides. RefSeq lists its product as uncharacterized. NCBI's taxonomy places the organism in Eukaryota, Apicomplexa, Aconoidasida, Piroplasmida, Babesiidae. Bases 35 to 1033 code for a protein of 332 amino acids. The record is from RefSeq and is a predicted model, not a curated record. The transcript has a single exon.
UUAUAUACCAUCUAUAUUCCUUUAACAAUUCACAAUGAAUUCAACUGUAGAAGCUUACACUUCCAUGGCUGGUGAGACAAUGGCUAAAGACAUGGAAGACAUGGAUUACUCUGACUCUGGUUACGUUGUUACUGAUGACGCUGAUUUCGUUGGUGAAUACGACGAAGGUUUCGACAGUUCAGAAAUGGUCGAUGACGUUGAAGAUGUUGCCGACACUGAGGAAGUAGUGUCCGAGGUACCCGAGGACUUUGCCGAUUCGGAGUUAGCGGAAUCUGAGAUUGUCGAGGACGUAGUUGACCCCGAAGAGGUUGAGAAAAUUGCUGACGAGGAAGUGGUCGACCCGAAGGAUGAGGAGUAUGUUGAAUGCCCCGAGGAACCCGAGUCACCAUUACCUUCUCCUGACGUUGAGGAGGCAGGUGCCGAUGAAAUUUAUUCAUUGGAGCACUCCCAGCUGAUCGAUGAAUCUGAAAUCAUCACUCAGGGUUCAGAUGUUGCUAAGCAUGACCACGAAGACCACGUUGAAUCUAGUGAAGAGGAGCAUGAAGAACCCGCUGGUACUGAACUUCCAGAAAGCAAGGCUAAGAAAGACCACGUAGUGAAGACUAAAAAGCUACAGUGGGAGGCAAAGCCAUCGGUGCCCGCUUAUGUAAUUAACACCGCCAACAAAUUCAACGUUGAGGACCUGGAGAAGAUAGUUAUCACCACAAAGGGCAAAGCGGCUAAGAUGGCAGCCAGCAAGAUUGAAAAGAUGUCGACGCGUGCCCGUGAAUCAACCCAACGUCUGAAGGAGGCCAUGCAAACAACUAAGAUGACCCAGCAGACGCAGCGUGAAGAGGUGGUUGCCGCUGAGAAAGCACGUGUUAACGCCGCCAAGAAAGCUAGGGAAGUGCAAGCUGAACGCAUCCGCCAGGAGGCAGCCGAGCGCAGAAAGGUAGAGCUACUUGAGAAGCAGCGUCUACAGGAAGAGUAUGAAGCAAAGAAGGCUGCGUUGACCAAGGCACGUCGUGAAGCACUUAGCAAAAGCCGUGCAUAAACGCACAUGA